Messenger RNA from Macadamia integrifolia, 1412 nucleotides. Its product is annotated as 5'-methylthioadenosine/S-adenosylhomocysteine nucleosidase-like. Bases 260 to 1057 code for a protein of 265 amino acids. Gene Ontology annotation, biological process: nucleoside metabolic process. The record is from RefSeq and is a predicted model, not a curated record. Lineage: Eukaryota; Viridiplantae; Streptophyta; Magnoliopsida; Proteales; Proteaceae. The transcript is spliced from 9 exons. Gene Ontology annotation, molecular function: methylthioadenosine nucleosidase activity.
CUUCAAUGUCUGCCUUCCACCAUUGGGAAGUUUCGAACUUGGUUUUUGGAUCAUUCGAAGAACACGCCUUGAAAAAGUUUAAACCAAUGAAAACAUUCGAUUUUCUACUCUAGAAUAUCAUUCUCUUUAUUUUUCGUACCAAGAAAUUUUAACCCUCUCUCUCUCUCUCUCUCUCACUCACACACACACACACACACACUCACGCGCAACGUGGAGUCCGACAGCUCGAAAGAAGAAACUGAGAGAACGAGCGAGCGCCAUGGCUCCUCCUGAAGACGACACAAAGGUUACAGAGGAGGCCAUGGCAGCUGAAGAGGAGGAGAAGCCCAUCUCCACCAUCGUUUUUGUUAUAGCGAUGCAGUCUGAAGCGCUUCCACUUGUGAACAGAUUUCAGUUAACGGAGGAUCCUGACUCUGUGUUCCCUAAAGGGUUUCCUUGGGUAAGAUAUCAUGGUAUUUACAAAGAUCUACAUAUCAAUAUAAUCUGGCCAGGAAAAGAUCCAGUUUGGGGAGUUAAUAGUGUAGGCACAGUUUCUGCAUCCCUUGUGACAUAUGCUUCUAUCCAAGCAUUAAAACCAGACCUUAUUGUAAAUGCAGGCACAUGUGGGGGCUUUAAGGCCAAAGGAGCAUGCAUUGGGGAUGUCUUCCUGGCUUCUGAAGUUGCUUUUCAUGAUAGAAGAAUACCUAUACCUGUUUUUGAUCAGUAUGGAAUUGGUGCCCAGCAGACUUUUUCAACACCGAAUCUCUUGCAGAAACUUAUUCUGAAGACUGGAAAACUGUCUACUGGGGACUCUUUGGAUAUGUCCCCUCAGGACGAAGCAUCCAUCAUUGCAAAUGAUGCCACAGUAAAAGAUAUGGAGGGUGCGGCAGUGGCCUAUGCAGCUGAUCUUUCUACGGUCCCAGCAAUAUUUGUAAAAGCUGUGACAGAUCUAGUGGAUGGUGACAAACCUACUACAGAGGAAUUCCUGGAAAAUUUGGCGGCGGUGACUGCUACACUUGAUCAGUCAGUCAUGAACAUCAUUGAUUUCAUCAGUGGGAAGUGCCUGUCUGAACUUUGAGAAUUACAGAUUCAAGCGAAAUGGUGGUCUGAGGUGAAAAGCUGAAGCUCUUCUUUGACAACAGCCAUUAAUGGAGAAGAACAUACUCUUUUGAUAUGAUCCUCAUUGUUUUGACUCAAAGGGUGUUAUAGUGACUUCAAAUCGAUUAAUUAAUUUACUCAAUUUCCUGCAUAAUGUCUUGCUGAUUUAAGCUUUCACCGGCGGUUAAAAAGCUUCAGAUAUUGUAAUAGGGAAGUUGAAAUUUCACACAUUAUCCAAAUGCUUUCCCAGAGCUGUUGUGAAAAUAGCUACUCCCUGGCUUACCAAAUCAUAUUUUCUAGGUUGAUUUACAUCAACCUCCCCUGGCAUUUGCUUA